Pleurotus ostreatus (oyster mushroom) is the source of this 1011-nucleotide messenger RNA. RefSeq lists its product as uncharacterized. Lineage: Eukaryota; Fungi; Basidiomycota; Agaricomycetes; Agaricales; Pleurotaceae. The transcript is spliced from 12 exons. Bases 1 to 1011 code for a protein of 336 amino acids. The record is from RefSeq and is a predicted model, not a curated record.
AUGGACGCUGCAAGAUUUCUCAAGUUAUACGAGGGGAAUUUGAUUCCGCUACGGACAGUCCUUGCUUGUUUAACUUGGGUACUUUAUGAUUAUUUUCUUACUAUCGAAGAUGAGGUUCGGUACAUAUGGACGCAGAAACGAUGCUUUGGAAAAUUUAUGUUCUUCUGGAUCCGAUACUACACCAUCUUCUUGUUGGUCUUCGACGUUGCCCAAAUUCACGUUUUUGCUCUCCCUGGCGUUACAUCCGACAUUGUGUGUCUUGCAAUAAACCCUACUACACGAAUCAUUGGCGCUAUCUCGCUGUGGUCUGUUGAAAUCAUCAUGCAGCUGCGCAUCUACGCCUUGUUUCAAUCAAACAAGAAGGUAGCCGCAGUCAAUGGGAUACUGUUUCUAGCAUCUAUCGCCGCGUUUCUCUAUGUCUUGAUUCACAAUGUGACCCGGACGAAAGCUUUGUUAGCUGACGCAGUCCAUCUACCCUUACCUGGAUGCCCAUCGGUACAUCUCAGUACGGAAUGGGCGCAAUGGGUACCAGCGACGGGGUACGAGGGCGUCCUGUUUUGUUUCGCAGUUUACAAAGCCGUCACGGAGGCUGCUCAAACCUUCAAGCAUGAAAAGCGUAUAUCUCUCUACAGUAUCCUCAUCCGAGACAAUUUGCUGUAUUUCUUCAGCAUAUCGUUUAUUUUGGUUUUCAAUAACCUGAUGGCUGUAGGCAUCACCAGAAUCCCUUGGUUUAGCUUUGGUCCGUUCCACGCUGCCGUCGGAAUUCUGACUGUCCGCAUGUUGCUGAAUCUCCGCAAGGCAACGGCCCACGACGUCUAUACUAUAGGCUUGACCGACAUUCAUAUUGAAGGCCUUGGGCAUGAUAUCCACAAAGGAGGACAGCCGACUCCUGCUGCCCUCUCCACACUGAGGUUCACUGGCUCUCCCAAUGCAUCAUACGCAACGACAAGUGCGAGGAAGGAUGGUACUGUAGGGGCAGAUGACCCUUUGUUAUCAGGAGGCUCGGAUUAA